Messenger RNA from Miscanthus lutarioriparius, 2586 nucleotides. The record is from the annotation of a GenBank genome assembly. NCBI's taxonomy places the organism in Eukaryota, Viridiplantae, Streptophyta, Magnoliopsida, Poales, Poaceae.
AUGCACAAAAAUUGGUUAGAGCGAGAUAAAGUGCCAUGUGAGCCAAGCUUGACUUUUCAUUACUUGACGACUUUUCUUUACUACCUCUCCAGGUCUGCUUUUUUGGGAUCAGUUUGUUACAGAGCAGGUGUACCUUAUUGGAACAUUUUGUCAGGCGGUGUGGAGGAUGGAGAAAGCCCAGUCCCAUGGAAAGAUGUCUUUCAGUUUCCUGGCCCGUCAGCGCCGUUGUUACUUGAAGCUGGCACUCAGCAGGGUGAAGGACUUCCAAAAGAUUCAGCAAAGCCACCUGAUGAUACAGAUUUCUUGGAAGGUGCUUUUAUCAAGAGAAAUUCAGAUAAACAAAAAGCUACAAGAAAUAGGAAGAACAGCAAGAAAAAAGGCAAGGGCAAGGGUAGAAAGCAGUCACAUGCUUCAGAAAUAAAGAGUGAGCCAUCACCCACCAAACCUUCUUCCUCAUGCGCUGAUGCGGCCGGUGGUGAAGCCCUGGUGUCCUCGUCUAGCCAUGUUGCCGUUGGCAUACCACUGUUGGAGUUCAACACAUCCUCCAGCUCUCUGGUGACAGAACUACUUAUUUCUCCUGCUGUCAACAGUACAUCUAAUUCUACUAAUGAGAAGGAACUAUCUUCUAGCAGCAAUGACGACUUCAAGAGUUUUGACAGCAUUACUUCAUAUUCCACUGCUGCUAGUUCAUCUGUCAAUGACUAUUAUACUGGUGGUAACGCAUGGAACAACACCAUGUUGGGUGAUUAUGCUGGUAGCUUGUCGGAUGCGAGAAGUGAGCGGUCAUUGUCUGCAUCAGAAUGCAUAGCUUCACGAGGUUUUAUUAAUAAGACGCGUGGUGAAGGAAGCAAACCAAAUGAUCAUCGUCAAAGCCUCAGUUUAGCAAUCGGUCCUAGUGGUAGCCAAGAAGGCUCGCCUAGCAGAGAUUAUGCUAGUAAUGGUGAUGAUUUUCAGAAAGUAAUCUCCAGGAAAAGAAGCACAGAAAAUCAAAAGAUGCAACGUUUGGAAAAUCCGACCAUGACUGCUUCAAGACCUAUUAUAACGCGUGCACUUGUGCCAACAGCUCCACGCCCUGAGGUUAUUACAGUAGGACAUUACAUACAAGAUGAUUGCAUCAAUGGCAGAAAACCAAACCACAAAAUAAAGGGAAAAAACCAGAAGGGGCCUAGUUUGAGCAACGCGUCAAAAACUCGUUACACUGAUGGAGAGAAUGUUCCUGGUAGCAGCAGAAUGCUUCUUAUAACAGUUGCUGGCAGGCAGGGGGCACUGAGUUCAACUUCUCGUCAUCAUGUCACCCGCCUAGAGGAUAUCGAGGAAACUAGUUCUCCAGGAUGUCUUCCCAUGGAAGGAGAGCUGAAAGCUCCUGUUGGCGGUGACACCGAACGCACAGAUUCUACAGCACCAUCUUCUGAUAAAACUUCGUCACUAGGUAAUCUGGCUAAUUCUUCAUGUGUUGAUAGGGAAGAACAGGAAAAAAGUAUGGCUCCAGUUGCAGUUGGUGGUGACACCGAAGGCACAGAUUCUACAGCAACAUCUUCUGAUAAUACCUCGUCACAGCUGGGUCAUCUGGCUAAUUCUUCAUGUGUUGAUAGGGAAGAACAGAAAAAAGAUAUGGCUCCAGUUGGUGGUGACACCAAAGACACAGAUUAUACAGCACCGUCGUCUUCUGAUAAUCAUCUGGCUAAUUCUUCAUGUGUUGAUAGGGAACAACAGAAGAAAGCUAUGGCUCCAGUCGGUGGUGACAGUGACACCAAAGACACAGAUUCCAUAGCACCAUCUUCUGAUAAAACUUUGUCGUCGCUGGGUCAUCUGUCUAAUUCUUCAUGUGUUAAAAGGGAAGAACAGAAGAAACAAGAGAAUGAACAAGCAUUUUGUACUCAUGCAUCAUCUGAGUUGGAUAAGAUUAUUAAGGCCGUUAAUGAUGCAUAUAAAAUUCAAGCUGCAUCUGAUGCGUACAUGAUCUAUGGCAUCCAUGCUGAUAUUGAAACCUUUUUACAUUCGUCCACCCCAGUCAUUGCACAGAUAUCUUGCACAACAAAUAGCAUCAGGUUGCAAGACCAGUGUUUGUGGAGCGUGUGGAGAUGGAUCAAACAGCUUCUGAAUGGUGUGAACCUGUCUGGUACUCCAAUAUUUGGUGACCCUAAGCAACUCAAAAGUGUUAAGCUAUGUGAUCUUCAUCCAGCUUCCUGGUACUGUGUUUCCUGGUAUCCUAUUUGUCAGAUACCUUCAGCUUCAAGGAGCCGCCAAGCUGCAUUCCUUACAUACCACUCCCUAGGCAAAUUGGUUCCACAAACUUGCCCUACAUAUAUGGCUGAUGGGCUGCAUCGUAUAAUUUGUCCGGUUGUCGGAGUGCUUGGUUACAGAGACCAGGUAGAGAAGUGGUAUCAACUGGGAGAACAAUCAAGGUCCAAGCCAACACCAAACGGUUCCUGGAAAACCCACCAUGCUGAACUCCUGAAUAAGAAAAUGAGGGCACUGAGGCACUGCGCGUCCAUCGUGUCGAAGGCAGUGGUGCCCAGGGCAUCUGGAGAAACCAUGAACUAUCAUCCAGAUUACGAGUUCUUCCGGUCACGGUCCCAGAAGUAA